CUUAGAUACAACCACACCAGAUGCCCGGCGAUGAGAAGGCCCCCGUGAAGCUGUCUCUUCCUCUCGAAUUCCAGCAGGACAUCUUCAAGGAAUUGCGGGAGGACGAUGAACUGGUCCUCCUCGCCCGCGGCCUCGGCCUGCUGCGCAUAGUCACCAACCUCCUCCACUCGUACGAUGCCGCCGGGAACAAUCUCAUUCUGCUCGUCGGAGCAGACGAGCGCGAGAAUGUCUGGAUUGGCGAGGCGCUGGCUGAGCAUGCAGCGGUCAGCGUGGCACCGAAGGCCAGAGGGCUGAGCUUGGUCAACACCGAUCUAAUGAGUGUCGGGACACGCGAGAAGAUGUACGCGCAGGGCGGCAUAUUCAGCAUCACGUCGCGCAUUCUUAUUGUGGACUUCCUGUCUGGGCUGCUGAAUCCGGAGACGGUGACGGGCGUGGUGGUGCUGCACGCUGAGAGGGUUGUGGCCACGUCGCUCGAGGCCUUCAUAUUGCGCAUAUACCGGCAGAAGAACAAGGCUGGCUUCCUGAAGGCCUUCUCGGACAGCCCCGAGCCCUUCACGACGGGCUUCUCCCCGCUGACAAACAUGAUGAAGAACCUCUUCCUCCAGAAACCGUCGCUAUAUCCCCGCUUUCAUGUAUCGGUCGCCAAGUCGCUGGAAGGGCGGAAGAAGGCGGAAGUCAUUGAGCUGGAGGUGCCGAUGACGGACGCGAUGCGAGACAUCCAGAACGCUGUGCUGGAGUGCGUGGAGGUCAGCAUCAGUGAGCUCAGGAAGAGCAACACAGGCAUCGAGAUGGAGGACUGGACGUUGGACAGUGCCCUUCAUAAGAACUUUGACACAAUGAUAAGACGGCAGCUCGACCCUGUCUGGCACCGGACGACGUUCAAGACCAGACAGGUCGUUCGAGACCUGACUCUGCUACGCACGAUUCUCCAUGCCCUCCUGACAUACGACGCUGUCGACUUUAAUAAGUAUCUUGAUACCGUUUUGGCAGCCUCACAGCCGCCACCAGGCUCCACAAAGCAGAACCAGUCGCCGUGGCUCUUUCUCGACGCUGCCGACACUAUCUUCACCACUGCAAAGCGAAGAGUGUACACUGGCAAGGUGUCGAACGCUGAUCUCGCGAACAACCCUAAUUCGGUUCCCGACUCAUUAGAGCCCGUUCUGGAAGAAUUGCCGAAAUGGAACCAGCUCGCCGAGAUACUUCAAGAGAUCGAGCAAGAUGCCUACUUGAACCCUACACCGCAGGACACCUCCACCGGCGCCAUCCUGAUCAUGUGUGGUGAUCAGGGCACCUGCCGCCAGCUACGGGAGUAUCUUCAGAUCAUGUAUGUGAAGCCCGAAGGCGAAAACGACGAAGACGGCGCCGAAAGCGAACCCUCCGCACAAGUCAUGAUGCGCCGCAAGCUCCGCAACUACCUCUCCUGGAAAGGUGACUUCACUAAAGUGAGCUCCGCUCUCUUCUCCGAAAACCAGAAAGCCAUCAACAGCAGCACAGAGAACCGCGUACAAAGCGGCAAAGCCAAUAAACCACCUCCCAAUAAGCGACGCAGAGUACGCGGCGGAGGCGCUGCAGGAUCAGGCUCAACACGUUCGGAUACUGGAGCUGUACGCACCCCCGGUGACCGCGAUGCGCACAUAGCAAGCCUCAUGGCCGAGCUCCAACCCACCGAAAUCGAAGCUAUGCAAAAGACGGAAAUCAGUACAGACCCGCUAGACGACAUGGACUCCUACUACACCCUCUUCGAUAUGGACUCCCUCGUCGUCAUCCACCCCUACGACGGCGACCUCGACGAGCACAUCCUUGAAGAGACCAAGCCCCGCUACGUAGUCAUGUAUGAGCCGGACGCUGCCUUCAUCCGACGCAUCGAAGUAUACCGCUCCUCGCAUACAGACCGCACCGUCAAGGUCUUCUUCAUGUACUACGGCGGCAGCGUAGAAGAGCAGCGCUACCUCUCUGCCGUACGCCGCGAAAAAGACGCUUUCACCCGCCUCAUCCGCGAGCGCGGAAACAUGGCCCUCACUCUAAACAACGAUGCAAACCUCGACCCCCAAGAAUCCUUCCUCCGCACAAUAAACACGCGCAUAGCGGGUGGCGGCCGUCUCGCAGCUACCACACAACCACCCCGCGUUGUCGUCGAUGUGCGAGAAUUCCGCUCGAGUUUGCCGAGCUUGCUCCACGGCCGCUCGAUCGUUGUCGUCCCCUGCAUGCUCACCGUCGGCGACUACGUCCUCACGCCCCAAAUCUGCAUCGAGCGCAAAUCUAUCCGCGACCUCAUCGGCUCCUUCACAAAUGGCCGCUUGUAUAACCAAGUAGAAGCCAUGAUGGAGCACUACAAGUCCCCCAUGCUACUCAUUGAAUUCGACCAGAACAAGUCCUUCACACUCGAACCCUUUUCCGAUCUCUCGGCACCCUCGACAACAGCAGGCCUAGCCGUAGCGCCAGACUUGCAAUCCAAGCUCGUCAUGCUGACGCUUGCGUUCCCGCGGCUGAAGAUCAUCUGGAGUAGUAGUCCGUACCAGACGGCGGAGAUCUUCUCGGAGCUCAAGAAGCAGGCUGAGGAGCCAGAUCCGCUCAAGGCGGUGCAGAUCGGGCUAGAUCCGAGUAUGCAGGGGGACGAGAUGAGGAGUUUUAACCAGGUCACGCAGGAUAUGCUGCGGGCGCUGCCGGGCGCGAACGAGAAGAUUGUUACGACGCUGACGCUCGAGGUAGAGAGUCUUAUGGAGCUGGCGAAUAUGGAGGAGAAGGAGUUGUGUAAGCUCAUUGGGACGGAUGUUGGGAGGAGGAUUCAUAGGUUUUUUAAUCGCAGUGUGUAUGAGGAUGUUGCGGUGCCGACGUUAUAGAUGUAAUAGCACUUCACGAUGAUCUCAC
Messenger RNA from Trematosphaeria pertusa, 2868 nucleotides. RefSeq names its product DNA repair endonuclease XPF. Bases 21 to 2840 code for a protein of 939 amino acids. The record is from RefSeq and is a predicted model, not a curated record. The transcript is spliced from 2 exons. Gene Ontology annotation, cellular component: nucleotide-excision repair factor 1 complex. Lineage: Eukaryota; Fungi; Ascomycota; Dothideomycetes; Pleosporales; Trematosphaeriaceae. Gene Ontology annotation, biological process: double-strand break repair via homologous recombination; double-strand break repair via single-strand annealing, removal of nonhomologous ends; resolution of meiotic recombination intermediates. Gene Ontology annotation, molecular function: damaged DNA binding; single-stranded DNA binding; single-stranded DNA endonuclease activity.